Schistosoma rodhaini is the source of this 6265-nucleotide messenger RNA. Lineage: Eukaryota; Metazoa; Platyhelminthes; Trematoda; Strigeidida; Schistosomatidae. The record is from the annotation of a GenBank genome assembly.
UAAAAACGGCCUAGUGUCUUUUUACGAAAGUGGCGUUACUGUUUCUUUUUAGUUGACUAUGGCAGCUCACACAGUCUUUCAUUCCGAUAGUCGUGUAUCAAACAUUUCCACAAAGCAAAAACGUUUGGCGCAUAUGUUUCUCAGUCCAUUUAGGCGUUUCAAUCACAAUGGCAAGAAACGUUCGGACAAACAUUUGCCUUCUGCUAAACUAGCAGACAGUUGCAGGUUUGAUUUAAACACAAAUAGUGGUCUUGGAGUUGUCUCAGUUUCCACAUUUCCUAACCCUGGUUAGUACUUUGCAUGGUACAUCGACUUUUCUAAGUUUAGUUUUAUCAACCUACUCAAUUUCAUAAAACGUUUCUUGCUUUAAUUCAAAAGACACUCCAAGUUUAUGGUAAGUAUGCAUAGGCAUUUAUUACGGUGCAUACUAACUUCUUGUCUCAUUACAAGCAUCGAUAAAUUGCGCGAAACGCACUGUGACCACUGCUUUAAUUAGGUUUUCACAUUCGGACUAUUCUGAUUAUUUGUAGGCAGGCUUUUUUUAACAGUAUGGAUAGUUUCAGAAAUUUAAAAAAGGGAAUCCUAGUUCUCAGAAACUGGAUCUAAUCAUAUUGUUGUUUAAAAGUUUAAAAUGAUCUGUAAUAUUAUUAUACCGCACGUAAAUGAGAAGUCCAAUCGUCGGGUCGUCUUUUUGAGUUUCUUUUUUUGAAAGACUGAUACUUCGAAUACUGGUUGAGCGUUUUAAUUACUUUAAAUCCGUUUAAUAGACUAAAGUUGUACCUUGAAGUUACUUAGUCGUAUUUAUUAGAUAUUUUUUGACGUCAGAAAUUGAUUUCUUGAAAAUUCACAUGUAUUAAAGUAUGUGUCUUCGUUUUAAAUGAAAAUGUAUACUUUAAUAUUGUUUCUAAAAAAUUUUGAAAACCUUCUAGUUGCCAGUACUUGCAACUAAGACUUUGUGGUGUCACAUGUACCAUGCAAAUUCUUUUUAUUUGAUGUCUAUAUACAUGCAUCGAAUAAAACUUGCCAAAGGAACUAGUUUCAAAACAAACUCCGUGUCUUGGUGAUCAAAACAACCUUAGACGAGACGUUUCAUCCUUAACGUCAUGCAUACGAAAUAACAGGCAGUUUUAGGUGAGGUUGUUAACUGCACCUGUUUUCUCAAAAUCGUUUUUGAAGUUCUCAUCAAGCAAUGAAACGAAGCUUUAGAUCGAGCUAUUUCCAGGGUUAUUGAUUAACUAGAAAGCCUGGUUGGCCAUUAGCUGAAUUUACAAUGCAGUAAUAAGUCAUUGAACCCGGUCAAUUUUGUAAGUUACUUUAGCUCAUAUAAUCCUCCAGUAUCAAGAAUUCUAGCGUUACUCAAACUUUGAAUUUGAUUCGGCACAGUGAAAAUCACCAAAGUGUGAAACAAUGGAUGGAGGACCUUAAGCUCACUCGUUUAGCCGCUGAAGCCGAAUUCCUUAGUCAGUGAAUCCUAGUUCACUUUUUUGGAGAAUGUGUACAAGUGGUAUCGCUCUUAUUUUAGUUGUGUAUGUUUGUACUUAUUGUACUAUUGUUAUUUGGCCUACUUACGAUGUCGAAAUUUUGUCUCAUAUGAUUAAUUAAUAUCAAACAGUUUUGGUAUAGUAAGUAAAAGUGAAAUUUGUUGUGUAAGUUACUUAAAGGACAUGCAGCUACAUGAAGUUAUAACCCCAACCUGCUUUAAACCCUGUUUCCUCAUAUAUCUGACAAUAAGGCAUGUGCUACUUCUACUGAGGUUGCAAAUGUUUCUUGGUUCCAAACUACCAAUAGUUCGCAUUGGACUGCAGUACUUUACUCCAGAUGACGAUCGAAUUUGCCUUGUCUGGACAUCACAUGCUUCACUAUCAUACACUUUUAAUCCAAUCCUUAGUUUGUGAAACUAUGGGAUAUUUCAGGAGGAACAUUAGUUUCUGACUUCUUUUCAUCACACUUUUGACUUGCAAGCUUAUUAAUCUUAAUGAAUAUAUCAGCGAGGUUUAAUCCACACAGAUUACAAGACGUGCCUCUGUAUUAAGGAAUCUGUUCGAUCCUAAAUCUAAUAACUGUCGCAGUUCAGGCUUUUGUAACAUAUGCUUAGAAUAUGUUUAAAACCACAAAACCUACCCACAAUCCUGAAGACUACCAUAAAUGAAAAACCUUGAUGAAUAUGCGGACUUCUGCUUCUUCUUGUUCUGAAUAUCCGCCUUCUUUGAACUACAAGACGUUUGUCCCUGAUUCUUGAAAUGUCUAGUCGAGUAAGCACUUUCUUUGCUUUCAGCUUUCGAUAUAUUUCCAAAUUUUGUUUCUAUUAUAUUUUGUCGUGUCUAUUAUCCAAAAAUCGUUGACCGAUGAUUAUUGUGUAGGCUAAAGUGAUAAUUGAAGUACGAAAGUCAGCCUUGACUACACAGUGAUCAAGGAAUAAUUUACUUGUUUGAUCAAUUAUUUAAAACUUUGGAAUCAAAAGUCUUUGAGUCCUAAGUGAGUACUAGAUAUCCUUCCAGUUCAACUGAAAAGUCUUUGGUUAGGUCUUCAUUCUAUGGCAAAUUAUGACACAAAUGAUUACUUUAUAUGCUUUAACUCACUUUAUUCCUUGACAUAUAAGGUAUGUUUGGUCCCAUUUGGCAAUUAUUGUCCCAGAGUUUCCUAACAAAAGUGUACCAAAAUGGUAAAUGUUAUUGGUGUAACUCUGUGUGAAUACAACCACUUGGGAAUAUGCUGUGAGAUGGUUAAGGGACUUUCCACAUCAUCUGUCGUGGAUUUACUUCUGACAAAAAACAGCAAUUCAUCAUAACCAGGAAUUUAUAACAUAAAGGUAUACAGACAACAUAGUCUUGUUAGUUAAUUUCAAUCAGAUGCAUAUUCUUCUAGUCACUUAGAGCAAUAUAUAUAAUAUCUUCUAGUGUUUGUUUUUAAUAUACUAUAAUUAGAAUCUGUCUUUAAUUUUGUUUCUCAUACGUAUCAUUUCUUAAGAAAGCUGUCAUUCACUACAUAUGUUAACUAAUUAAUUUGCUCGCGCACAAUUGCAUCAUCAUUAUCAGUUUAGGGUUCUAAAAAACUGCGUGGUAUAUAUAAUUUUCUUUUCAUAGGGUUGGGAUAAAAGCCCAAAAUACUUGUACCACCCAUCUCUUGAAUCGGCCAAUCCUCUUCGAGAUAAGCUAAUCGGUUUCUUCAUUAUCAUUAGUCGGGAUUUUUUAAUCAUUUUUAUAUAUUGUUAGUGUGAGUUAAAAUUCAGUCUAAAGAAAAUACUUGUUUUGGUUCAUGCUGGAUAACUUAAAACACUCGUUUUAUUGUAUUAUAUUAGGUUCACUUAUGAGUUAAGCUACAGAUUUAUUGUGGUCUGUUACAAGCGAAUAUCUUUUUUGCUGAAUUUAUUUACCUAUGUCCAUUGAUAAUUUGAUAUGAAAAAAUAAAUUUGUAGUGUACUGUUUUGUGUUCUAAUCUUAGCUUCCUUUUAUAGAAAAAUUUCGAUGUUACAAUUAGUUUUAUAUCAUACCACUAGGUAUAUUGAUAAAUAAUAUUUGUACUCUCGAUGCUAUCGUUGUGUGUGCUACUGAUGUCGACAGAUAUAAAUAAUAUGUAUCAUCAAUCGAAAGUGAAUCGAAAGUCUGAGACGAUUGACUGAUAAUUGCUGAAGGAACAGUCAGGUUUGAGACAGUUGACUGACAUUUUACAAAUAAAGUAUUUGCGGUGUGGUUCUCAGGUUUUACUAAGAUGAUCUGUGAUUUUGUGUUCAAGUACAUCCAAUCGUCCCCACUUGUGUUCUCGUUCACCACACUAUUAUUACGUGACUUUUUAGUUGAUAAUUUGUUACAACUGAUGUGCUAUACGUGCAUAAAAGUUUUUGGAUUGAAUCUCUGCUGAAGAUGAAUUAUGUAGGAUUCUAGUGGAUAGGAUUUGCAAUUUUCAAUUGUCAUAACGAAAUGAUUCAAGUAUUUUUUUAAGGUUUUUUUCAAAAGUUGUUAACUAAUGUCUUGAUUAGGAGCUUCUCUUUACGGCGAAAAACUUCAUUUAUAUUCAUAAUUAGUGAUUUCCUCAACAGAGAUACUUUAUACAACUUUCCUAAAAAUUUAUUAUAAGUAAAGUUGAGUGAGCCUAAUAAUGAUAACUAUCUUUGUGUUAUCUCCUUCCACUUGUUAAUUUUGUUAAGCUGCAAUUCACAUGUCUAGUUAGUCAACUCUCUACCAUUGGAUCAUGGCUCUUAAACCAUUCUAUUGAGAUAUCGAAGUAUCAGUAAUCCUUACUUAAUAUAUUAGGUUCACGACCUUUUGCAUAAAUCUACAUGUAGUUGCUUGUUAUGGACUUUUCUUUCCAGUGACUGACUUACGGUAAAUAAAUUUUCAUCAAGUUUCCUCUUCGGUGAUAAAUUUUUGUUAGUUAUGUAUCACAUUCUGUAGAGUAGUACGAUUUGAGUGCUUUUUCUUUUUCUUUUUAGAAUCAUGUUCUCCCGAAAGCAACUACCAACCAGAAAAAUGCUCUAAUCCAAUAGUUCAUCUUGAAUCACAUGUUAAUCCUGAUUAUUCUACUUCUAUAACUCAAUCCCACUUCACCGAAACCCGUAAUCCCAUGACUGAAUUGAAUACUUAUGUCGGAAGGCAGAAUACUGAGUUGGCUUCGAGUACCAACCAACGCUUAAUGACUCAAUCCCCUCAAUUUCUUAAAAAGUUAAAUAGAAUAAAAAAAUAUAUAACAAGUCACCAAGUAACUUAUCCUCAAUUGACACCGGUUAGCCAAAAUGUUUUAACUCGCGUUUCUGAAAUAUCUAACCAAACAACUAUCGAUAAAUCCAAAAUAAACGCAGUUUGUUACAAUAAGAGAACUGUGAAGACUUCGUCCGCCGCUUGCAGUAUGAUGGUUGUGCCCAUAUCUAAAUCAGAUUUGUAUUUGAUAGGACAUCUUGUGAACGAUGAGACAGAUCCUAAAUCUGUAUUUCCAUCAGAUUCUACGGAAAAUAUCCAUUAUGACUCACCAGUUUCGAAUCUUUACGUUUCCCCCAAUAAAAUGAAACCUUCUCCAAACCCAAUGUUGUGCAUGUCCAGAUCUCUUGAUAAAUGCUCAGAAAGCCCACAAUCUUUCAUUCAUUCUUUUCAAGAAGUUGAUAACUUCCCAAGAUCUUCUGAAAAUCCUACCACUGAAACGUGUGUGACUCUCACUGAUUGUAAUAAAGUGGCUGGAUGUGAAACUGAUGGUAUUUACUCUUCGAAUUCGGUUAAAAUUACUACAUUCAGUCCUUCACCAACCUUGUCAACUUCAAAAAUUACUCAUAUAUCAUCAGCGUCAUCACCAAGUCCAACUAACGAUACGACAGCGGCUGAGACCAUACCUACUAUUAGUCAGACACUGAAAUACUCACAUUUAUCUAGCCGUGCUUAUCCUUUUGGCAAAGAUUGUCGUUUUGUUUUUUACAAUUCUGCUGAUAGUGAUGAAGAAGAUGCUUACAAUCUAUCCGCACCUAGCCAAACUCUCACUUCACUUAUCAAGGCUCGUCAAACGCAUAAAGAUAUGUGGACAAAACGAGCUGAUCGUAUCAAUCGCUUUUUAGCUUGUAGACCUUGCCGUGAAGAUCUGAUAUCUAAAAAUAUAAUUCCAAGUACCACUUUAGAAGCACGUGCUGAACUGCGGAUUGAUAUUGAAGCGUCACUUGAGCGUCGACUUAAUCAACGUCCUACAACUGAUGAAUUGAAACAGAAAAAUAUCCUUCACGUGGACACCGAAGAGGUUCGUAAUAAGAUUAAAGAAGAACGGAAGCAAAUUUUAACUCGCAAGCUAUCAUUUCGACCAACUGUUGAGGAGCUCCGUCGACGUAAAAUUAUUCGUUUUAAUGAUUAUGUUGAAGUUAGCGAAGCAGAUGCCUAUGACCGUCGAGCUGAUAAACCAUGGACUCGUCUAACUCUACGUGAUAAAGCUGAUAUUAGAAAAGAAUUAAACGAAUUCAAAGCCACUGAAAUGGAUGUUCAUGCCGAGAGUCGACAUCAUACCCGAUAUCACAAACCAUAGAUACUUAUCUUCCGGAUCCUGCAAAAUAAUUCAGCGACUACCGUUAAUGCUACCAUUCACUACAUAUAAUAGUAAAUAUUAUUCCUAAAAGUAACCUGAUCCUUUCGGAGACCAAACAGUUGUACAUAGUGUAGUGGCCAGUCAAAAAUGAAAUUUUAUAUUGACUUUUCAAAUUUUAUGGCUCGCUUUAUUAUUGAUUAUUGUAUAGUUUAACUCUUUCAUUUACACUGUGAUUAUAAUAAUUGAUUACAAAUACAAGCAUUAAAUAUACCAA